This is a messenger RNA of Acomys russatus (golden spiny mouse), 1338 nucleotides long. RefSeq names its product chromosome 29 C1orf141 homolog (gene C29H1orf141). Lineage: Eukaryota; Metazoa; Chordata; Mammalia; Rodentia; Muridae. The transcript has 8 exons. The record is from RefSeq and is a predicted model, not a curated record. The coding region runs from base 1 to 1338 and encodes 445 amino acids.
AUGACAGAAAAAGCCCUGGAGAAGUUAGACAUCCUGGACAAGAAUGAAAGGAUACUUGAAGCCAUCAGAGCAAAGAAAACCAACACUCAGCUUAAACAAAGAAGAAAGUCUUUGAUCACACCCAUGCUGUCUGAUGAGCAUAUGGACUUUGGAGACACAGUUAUCCCAUCUAUAUCUAAGAUGGUGACAGAGACCACAGAAGAUAAAUCACAUGACCUAAAGAAGCCAAAAACGUAUAUAUCUUUUAAAUAUAAGCCUGAAUCCAGAAGUGAUUUUGAAGAGUCAGAUUCGAGGCCACCUGUUCUUGCAGCAAAUGGAAACUCUGAAGAAAGUAAACCAAUGGAAUCCGAAGAAGAAAAGCUAAAAUCGAGCCCUACGUCUCUUCGUUUUCUUAAGGAUAAACCCGAGGCAGAAGAUGCAAAGCCCUUGCCGUUUCUACGGUCUUAUACUAGACACCUGUGCAAAAACUCAGCAGAGCCUUUAAUCCUGUCUCCUAAAGUCACCGAUGAAUCCAGUGCCAGCAAGAAGGAAGAAGUCUCACCACCAUUUACAGAUGAAAAUGAAAGCAGAGCUAAGAAGUUCAUGUAUUCUACAGACCACUCCGAAGAUUCUAUUAAAAAAGGAAAAUCCCCUCCAGAGGUGAACGCUUUCAUUACAAAAGAAAGUGAGUCAACCAGAAUUGACCAAGCAAGGACGCCUCUACACUUCGAGGAUAUACUCAAAAACUCAAAUAUCAAGACAAUUGACCUUGGUCCACCAGGGACAGCACUUUAUUCCACGGAACAAAGCCUUACAAAUCUGAUAAAUUUCCAUGACACAGCAUAUGUACAAAUGUGGCUCCUGGCAAAAAGGUUUGCUCCCCAUGUUAUGACACAUACAAAAAAGAAUGUUGUUUUAAAAAAAAAUUAUGAAACGUACAAAGCUUUAUAUGAUAACCCCAAGGCUGUUUCAAAACCUCAAAGAAGUAAACCUGUGGUACAGCAGAAAGACUUGCAAGCCAUCUCUUCUGAACAGGCCCAAAGGAGUAAAAAGGAGAGACAAAGGAAGGCACGUGAUAGUCUGGCUUCAUCAAAAAGACCUCCCAACACACUUUAUCAUUUGUCCCGAACUUUUUCUAGCUUAACCAAAAAAUUAGCUGGUUACUUUGAUAAAGAUGCUACUCAAGAAACGAGUGCUAAGGCAGACAGAUUUGAACGAACAUUUUACAAAGCAAAGCCAAAAUCCACCCGUAAAUUCACUGCCUUUGCUAUCAAGUACGACUCCAAGCCCCUGAAAAAUAUACUUGAGAUACGUAAGCUGAACAACAUAACCCCGCUGGAUAACCUGCUAGUCUGGUGA